Messenger RNA from Rubroshorea leprosula, 2505 nucleotides. Lineage: Eukaryota; Viridiplantae; Streptophyta; Magnoliopsida; Malvales; Dipterocarpaceae. The record is from the annotation of a GenBank genome assembly.
UCUGCAAUUGUUCGAACUCUGGGCUAGGGUUCUGCAGAAUUCUGUCUCCUCUUCUUUGGACUUCAUCGAAUCGUUUUCUAUCGGAUUCCAGUAUCAUUCAGCAGUUUAGACUUUACUCUCAAGGUCCAGAUCUCACCUCCAAUCUCUGUUAGAUCUCACCCUGCUAAGAAAUCAAGGAAAGAAGAGGAUGGCGCUCUCUGUUACAGGACAUGCUGAGAUGCUGUUAGGCGCAGAGAUGCUGUUAGGCGCAGCGAUGCUGUCAGUCGCAACGAAUGUUAGAGUACUCAUUAUUCUAAGCCUCUCUCUACAGGCCUUCUUGAUUCUGUUUGCACGGUUAAGAAAGGAAGGAACUGGGAGAAAACGGCCUUUCAUUCGCUGGUUGAUUUGGUUGGCGUACUUGCUCUCAGACAAGGUUGCUGCACAUACUAUGGUUCUUAUCUUCAGCAGCAAGCGUAUAACUUCAACAUCAACCGGACUUCCUACAGACAUCCUGCUAUUUUGGGCAUCCUUUCUCUUUUUGCACGUUGGCGGUCCCGACAGCAUUACCUCUUAUGCUCAAGAGGAUAAUGAGUUGUGGAAAAGGCGCUUGCUUUGGCUUCUAUUACACCUAUUUUUACCUCUCAACGCCUUCUCGAAUUCCUUCUCAAAGAACAAGCUUCGGCUCCCAACCAUCCUAGUGUUAUUUGCGGGCAUAACCAAGUGUGCAGAGCGCAAUUUUGCACUUUAUCGUGCAAGCUUUGCCCAUCUUGGAAUGUAUUGGGGAUCUUUCAAUGUCAACAUGAAAGAUAAGGAAAAAGAAGGCGAGACGGUAGAUGAUGAAAGAAAAAUGGGAACUGGAAGUCGCAUUCCAGUACAAUUCCAAGGCGUGGAGGAUCCCGAAUCAAGACUUGGAACUGCGGUUCAACUAUUUGGCAAUUUAAAGAGGGCACUUGUAGGCCCUCUUCUAACGAAACCAGAACAAAAGAUAAUCAGAGGAAGGUUUCUUAAGAUCAAGAGUAGCAAGGAGGCGCUCCGAGUACUCAAGAUUGAGCUAAGCCUAUUGUAUGAGCUUCUUCACACCAAGCUGCCCGUGAUCGAUACCAAAAGUGGAAUUUGUCUCCGUAUGGCUACUUACGGUUGCAUCUUACUAGCAUUGGUUUUAUUCUCAUUAGCUAAGAGGCACUACCAGUUGGGAGAGUUUGACAUGUUGCUGACAUAUGGGUUGUUAGUAGGAGCCUUGGCAUUGGAUUUCCUGUCUAUCACGUUACUCUUCAAACACUCUGAUUGGCUCGCCAUUUCUCACUUCCAAAGAUCUAAUGGAAAGGUUUUUGAUAGGCAGGACAGGUGGUCUAAUGAAGUUUCCCAGUUAAAUGUGAUAACUUACCAUGUCAAGGAUAUGCCAGUUUGGUUGAUCAUGAACAAACUGGAUGAUAUUCGUGACUUGAGGGCUUUGGUGAAAGACAUUAAAGGAAUCCACUGUCAAUCCUUCCAGAAUUUAGAUUGCAAACACUGGCGUUUUAUCUAUUACGACUUGAAACGUUUUCCAAAGAAUACAGACAUCGAAGAAGUUUGGUUAGGAAGAGGUGAUGAAAUUCGGGAGCGCGUCUUGGAACUUGAGCAGUGGGAAAUGAUUAAAAAAUUAGAUUACACGAAAUGCCUUCUGGUGUGGCAUAUAGCUACUGAAAUAUGCUACCAAAAUGACGAGCAGUACGAGCCCAAGCAUGGGAGGACAGAUUACAGAAAAUUUUGCAAGCUUCUUUCAGAUUAUAUGUUUUACCUUGCGAUGAUGCAGCACACCAUGAUGGCUACAGUGUUGGACAAUUGGAACACCGUGUUUAGAAAGACAUUGAAAAGGAUUCGGUCAGAAGUGUGUCGGAGUUGUUCAAAUGAAAAGAUGGCCUGCGAAGACAUACUUGACAUGAAGAAAGGCGAAGAAGAUACUUUGUUUUCUGCAGUUCAGCUUGCACGCGGGUUCAAGCAGCAGAAGAACCAUUACCCGUGGAAGGAAAUGAGCCUAGUUUGGGUAGAAUUAAUGUAUUAUGCUGCUAUUAAUUGCAGGCCUAAUAUCCACGCAAAACAACCCAGUCGAGGUGGAGAACUUCUCACUUUGGUUUGGUUGUUGAUGAAUCAUAUGGGUCUUGGAACUAAAUACUACACCACAUUAGGCGAUGUGCUCAAACGGGGGGAUUCAGAUUCAGAUUCAGAUUCACAUUCAGAUUCAGACAAUCCAGGGGACAGUUAUGGGACCGUGCCCAGUUAUGGGACCGUGCCCAGUUAUGGGACCGUGCCCAGUUAUGGGACCGUGCCCAGUUAUGGGACCGUGCCCAGUAGCAAUGUGUUUGUGAACUGAAAAGUGAUGUUUAGCUUCUGCUCAUUCUACUUGCUAUCAAUGGCCAUGUCUGGUGACUUUGAGUAAGCAGCAAGAUCUACCAGUUUCCAACCAAUCACUGUGCUAUAUUUCUCAAACGUCAAAAAUGACCUCAUGAAUUUUAUUGCUAUUGGAGAUUGGAACGGGAAGUGCCUUUG